Messenger RNA from Chelmon rostratus (copperband butterflyfish), 1563 nucleotides. RefSeq names its product kinesin-like protein KIF23. The record is from RefSeq and is a predicted model, not a curated record. The transcript has 10 exons. Bases 1 to 1563 code for a protein of 520 amino acids. Lineage: Eukaryota; Metazoa; Chordata; Actinopteri; Chaetodontiformes; Chaetodontidae.
AUGGAUUCCCUGUCCCAAUAUGGCAGCCCUUCCCUCAGAACUGUGGCAAUUGACAAAUGGACUAUGUGCCCUGUUAUAAGUCACUGGGUGCUCAGUCUCCCACCUCUGCCCUCCUCUGAGCUGACUGACCCUCAUGAUGACAUCACCCUGCCCAGGCUGAUCGAAGCUCUGCAGAACAGACAAAGGAUCAGGCAAAUGAUGAUUGAUGAGUACAGCAAAGCAGCCAACACCAUGAAGUUCAGGCUUCAGGAACUGGAUUGUAACCUCAUUUCCGAUGACAAUUGUAUUGAUGAACAAAAUGGCAAACUGGUAGAGAAGGACAAAAUCAUCCAGAACAACAAGGCAGAGAUCGAACGCUUGGAGAAGAAAACCAAGAUGCAAGAACACAAAAUUGAUAUCCUGCAGAAAACAGCUAAAAUCUAUGAGGGCGACAAGCGUUUACUGCAGCAGGAGCUGGAGACGAGAGAGCAGAGGCUGCAGAGGGAGCUGUCUGACAUGAGAUGCAUGGAGCAGCGCAUGCAUGGCGUGGUCACAGACACCCAGCUCAAAUGGGAGAAAGAAUGUAACAGACGUGCGAAGCAGCUGGAGAUGCAAAACAAACUCUGGGUGAAAGACGAGAAGCUGAAGCAGCUCAAGGCCAUUGUGACAGAGAGCAAGACUCCAGGUCAUUCUGAUUCUCCACCGUGUCAGAUACAGCCUAAGCAGCCAUCCAGGGAGGAACACCUCCCUGCAAAGAGAUCGGCUUCACACUCACCCCUCCCUUGCCCUGUUGAGUCUCCCCGUGUCAGACGAGGACCAGUCAUUCCCAUCAGAAUUGAGGGGGUUGAAAUGAACCCAAGGUCCACUUGCCCCAUCCCCAGCACCAGUAGCUCUUUGUCUGUGACUAGUUGCAUCACUGCAUCGGAGCAGUGGGCAGCCCAGGACAUCAGGCAGGGUUACCAUUCCGCUAGUACGCCCAUGAGAACCCACCCCAGGGCAGACGCCUCAGCCAGCAAGGCCAGGAGGAGAGCUGUGUGUUGGAGGAGAGAGGAAGAGGAGGCCAGCUCCCUUACAUUUGAUGUAGAUCUAACUGAGAGAAGCUACAGGACGGUGACGCCGGUGCGGCCGCUGCACCGUCGAUCCUGCUCUGCUGGCAGGGAGAAGUGGGUGGACCACAAGCCCUCCUCCAGCAUGGACUUGGGUACAGUUUUGCAGCCCGUCAUCCCCAAUGCCAUUCAGGUGUCUGCACCCAGUGAGAAGUCCCUGUUGAAGUGUGACAGAUACGUGUUAACGCACCAGGAGGUUGCCUCUGAUGGCGAGAUACAGACCAAACUUAUUAAGGGUGAGGUGAUUAAAACCAGAGGAGGAGGACAGGCUGUCCAGUUCACCGACAUUGAGACACUGAAACAGGAGCUCACCACAGUCCCAAGCCGCAAAAGAAAAUCUUCAGAAGGCAAACCUUCCAAUGGAGAUCAGACAGAUGAAGCUUGGACUGAUGUUGAGACGAGGUGCUCGGUGGGUGUGGAGAUGAGGGCUGGUUCAAGCAUGGGCCCUGGCUGUGAGCAUUAUGGGAUCACCAAGUAA